GCGGUCAGUGAAGUGGUUGGACGGCUCGGGGGAGGGUGUGCGAGGACUGUGUGUGUGCUGCUCGUGAUGUGCCACAGCGCAGCCCUCUGACCGAGUGUCACCACGGACGGCAGCUGCGCCUGGACUGAGAUGGCGUUCGCCGGAGCGCCCCGCUGUGUGGGGACUGAGAGGGACAUGUGGAGAACCUGCUGCAUCGUGCUGCUGACGCUCGUCACUGCUGUCAUCGGCGCCCCAUUAGACCCGGAGACCGUGAUGGCCCGCGCCGGUACCCGGCUGGCCCUGCCCUGUCCGGGCCGGUCUGCGGUGGGCGCCCCGCUGCUGGUCAGCUGGCUCUGCAGCGACUGUGGCCGCGGCCCCGGUCAGGUCACCGUGGCAGAGUACAGCCAGGACGGCACCGUCUCCCUCCUCAUGGACCCCAGCCGCGUGCAGCUGGUCCGCCACUCGUUCCAGCUGGUGCUCGACCCGACUAUGAUCAGCGACACGGGCACCUACGUGUGCAGGAUCAACAACGACCCCGCGCCCGACUUCAUCAAGGUUGUCGUGCAAGAUGUGCCUGACGCACCUGGCAAGCCGCUGGUAGGCGGGUUUACAUCGACGUCUGUCAACAUUUCCUGGGCACCGAGCAUCAACAGCCGACGGACGCCCGUGCACCACUACGUGGUCCAAGUAAAGGAAGGCGAGCAGGGCACCUGGGACCUGCUGGGCGGCAUCGUCACUCCCGACAACAGCACCGCCUUCACUGUCAGCGAGCUGAAACCGUUCACCGCCUACAGCUUCAGGGUGCUGGGCGUCAACGAUCUCGGCCAGGGGGUGCCCAGCAAUAGCUCCUACAUUAUCAAGACUCUGCGGCAACUGCCCGGGGAGCGGCCCGUGAUCGUCAGCGCGCACAACGUCAGCGCUGAGAGCAUCGAGCUGGCCUGGCUGCUGCCGGCCUCGCUGGAGGCCAUGAACGGCGAGUUUCUGGGGUACCAGCUGACCUACCGACCGGCGACCUCUGACCCGGCCGAGUGGACCGAGGCCGACCUCCACGGCACAGACGUCACGAGCUUCGCCAUUCAGGGCCUGGAGCCCUACACCGAGUAUGAAUUGCGGCUGCAGUACCGCAACAUGCUUGGCCUGGGCGAGCCAACCGUUGUCAAUGUUUGGACCGCCGAAGGAGAGCCCAGGAGCCCAGAGCGGCUAACAUCCAACGAAAUCGGUGACACCUGGGCGCAUAUCACCUGGUCCCGUCCCACCAAGCCGGGCGCCAAAAUCACCGGCUACCACGUCUACUACGAGACGGACGACAACAGCGACCGCAAGCAGGACGGCAGGCUGGUGGACAGGACGGACGACAUCAUCUCGUACAACCUGACCGGUCUGGCGCCGUACACCCGGUAUCGUGUCUGGGUGGUGGCCCAGUCCCGGCGCGGCGAAGGCCAGCGUUCCAGCCCGCUGGAAGUGCGCACGGACGUCUCCAAUCCGGGCACUCCGGCGAUCAGUAACAUCACGUGCAAGGGCGGCAGCUCUGUGUACGUCCACUGGAAGCGUCCGCGGCAGCUGCGCGGCGCUGUGGACUUCUACCUGGUGCAGUACCGCGCCGAACAGAGCAGGCAGUACGAGGAACUGGUCAUUCCGACCACCGUCGGACGUCAGGAGGAAACGAUGUUCCUGCCGAACCUGACUCUGAACACGAUGUACGAGGUGCGUGUGGUGGCCGGCACCAACUCGCUCUACCAGCCGCGGGUCACCUACCGCGGCCUGCCCUCGGAGUCGCACCACGUCUACGUCCAGCCCAACUGCGAGGCCAUCCAGCAGCAGCGUCUGCGCGGCGUCUGGCGCCUCAGUCCCGGGGUGGUGGCAGGAAUCGCCUGCGGCGCGGCGGCGCUGCUGCUCGCCACGCUGGCACUCGUCAUGUGGAAAAAAUAUUUCCAAGCUGCCUACAACCACCUCGACGAACAGAACAAGACUCCGUCGGUGAUCUCGACUGACUGGGAGAACGACUCUCCGGACGGCGGCGGAGGACCCGUCCCCGUCCACCUGUUCCCCAAACACGUGAGCCGACUGCACGCUGACGGCGACAUCGGCUUCAGCAAGGAGUACGAGGCCAUCCAGACGCAGACCCUGCUGGACGGGUACACCUCUGAGUUCAGCCAGCAGCCGGAGAACAAGGACAAGAACAGAUACCUCAACAUCGUUGCAUACGACCACACUCGGGUUCCCCUUCGGCCUCUGCCUGGUCAGCACCGAUGCGACUAUGUCAACGCCAACUUCAUCGACGGUUAUGAGAAGCCGCGCGCCUACAUCGGCACCCAGGGUCCGCUGCCGGACACCUACGGCACCUUCUGGCGCAUGGUCUGGGAACAGGAUGUGCAUAUCAUCGUCAUGAUCACCAACCUGAUGGAGAGGGGCAGGAAGAAGUGCGACAUGUACUGGCCUCAGGAGGGCUCCGAGACCCAUGGUGUCAUCAAGGUGACGGCUGCUGGGGAGGACGUCAUGGCGACCUACACCAUCCGCAAGUUCAAGCUGCAGCACAUGAAGGCAAAGAAACCACGAAGGUCUGCCACGAAGACGGUCUACCAGUAUCAUUACACCAACUGGCCCGACCAUGGCAUUCCUGAGAAUCCGCUGCCGAUCCUCAGCUUCGUCAGGAAGUCGGCGGCCGCUAAUCGGGACGGCGCGGGACCCAUCAUUGUUCACUGCAGUGCCGGUGUGGGUAGGACGGGCACCUACAUCGUCCUUGACUCCAUGAUGAGGAUGAUUCGAACUCGUGGCGAGCUGAACGUCUUCGGCUUCCUCAAGUACAUCCGGACGCAGCGCAACUUCUUGGUUCAGACCGAGGACCAGUACAUCUUUGUCCACGAUGCCCUGUUGGAGGCCAUCGAGAGUGGCGAAACGGAUAUCCAUCGUAGCUUCCUUAGCCGCUACCUGCACAACCUGCAGACCACCGAGCAGGACAUCUACCCCUGGUACAACCUCGACAGACAGUUCAAGCUGAUCACGUACGAUCAGGCGACUGACUACGACAUGACAUCAGCGCGGCACCCAGUCAACUACCGCAAGAACCGCAGCAUGGAGCUGCUGCCGGUCGAGUCGUACCGCGUCUGUCUGACUCCGAGGCCCGGCGUGGACGGCUCCGACUACAUCAACGCCUCCUGGCUGCUGGGCCACAGCAGGCUGCAGGAGUUCAUCGUGACGCAGCAUCCGCUGGUCGGCACCGUCUCCGCCUUCUGGCAGAUGGUCUGGGACCACAACGCGCAGACAGCUGUGCUGCUCAGCCCCGUGGACGAUCAGGAGUACUGCAUCUUCUGGCCUCUAGAGAGGGAGGAGAUUGCCUGUGAUCAGUUCCGGGUCCGGUUCACCUCAGAACGACAGCAGGGCCCGUUCGUCAUCAGGGACUUCACGCUGCAGUCGUUCACGGACGACUACGAGAUGCCGAUGCGGAUCAUCCAGUGCUCCGACUGGCCUCUCAACUGCUCCCCGAUCGGCCACGUAUUUGAUCUCAUCCAGCUGGUACAGCGCGAUCACCUCGAGUACCAGAACGGACCGUGCGUGGUGGUGGACCGGUUCGGCGGCACCGAGGCGGCCACCUUCUGCUGCCUGACCACGCUGAUGAAGCAGCUGGAGUACGAGUCGCACGCCGACGUGUACAUGUACGCGCGGCUGUACCACACGCGGCGGCCGGGCGUGUGGAGGAACCAGGACGACUACCUGUACCUGUACCGCACCAUAGAGUCGCUGGUGUCAGGUGCUUCCAGUCCACUGCCGCCGUCCCCGACGGACGCCACCGUGGCCGGGAUCCAGAACCACCUUCCUCUCCAGCAACAACAGCAGCAACAGCCGCCGCGGUCUCAGCAGCAGCUUCUGCACCAGUCCCAGAAGCUGCUGCACCAGUCUCAGUCAUCGCUCCACUCCCUUCAGCCUCAUCAGCUCCCGCACCAGCCAUCCCCUCAGCAGCCGCAGCAGCUGAAGCCGAUCCUGAAGAACUCCGCCGCCAGCCUCCAGCAGUACCACGCUCAGCAGGUCACCAGCGCCUACCCCGCCCGACACGCCAGCACGCCCCUAAAGGGAGCCAGCGACGACUACGUCCACCCCAGCCCCUCGCUCGCGCACCCCAACGGCCACAUCCCCGGCGGUCACGCCGCUGCGCACGGCAACGGUCGGCCGUACCGCAUCCCUCCCGAUGGUCGGGAGAGCACCGUGCUUGAUAUCGAGCACUACGUGAACGCGUGAGUGGAUGGGCCGUCUGCGCGUGUUACAGAGCCCGGCGCGGACCUGAACGUGGCGUGGCCGGACGUGGAGUGGACGUGAAGUGGUCGUGACGGGGACGUGAUGGGUACGUGAUGGGACUAUGACGUGCGUGUGAGGAGGGCGUCUUUGAUAGACUGCUGUGAUACCGCGGUGCGAUCUAUUGGUUGAUGGGAAAUGGAACUUUGUGCAAAAAAUAAUGACGAUGUUAUGUAACAAGGCACAUGUUGCGCUUUUGAGCGAUCGGUCACGUGACUGUUAUCGGUAGUGUGUUGGUUCUCCGACUGUGUUGUCAUGGCAACUGUACGCAGGAGCGGCCGUACCCUCGGUAUCGCCUGCUAUUGUGAUCUGACCAUGCUUUUCGCCACGUGAUGUAUGCUGGGCGAAAAGGCGAAUGGUGCUGCCGCGCUGAACGCUAAUAUCAACUAUCUGUCCAUUUAACUCGCGAUGCCUGAAAGUACAAAGUGGUCUUUUAGUUGUGAAGCUAGAUAUUGUGUAUUAUUAUUCAGUGCUGUGCUGUUUUGUAUAAACGUACGAUCACGAUUGUUUGCUUUAGUGUUAUGUAAUAAAUCGCUGAAAAUUAA
Molecule: messenger RNA, 4811 nt
Organism: Amphibalanus amphitrite
Lineage: Eukaryota; Metazoa; Arthropoda; Thecostraca; Balanomorpha; Balanidae
Product: tyrosine-protein phosphatase 99A-like
Exons: 14
Coding region: 130-4212 (1360 amino acids)
Biological process (GO): protein dephosphorylation
Molecular function (GO): protein binding; protein tyrosine phosphatase activity
Source: RefSeq, a predicted model, not a curated record